This is a messenger RNA of Diaporthe amygdali, 534 nucleotides long. RefSeq lists its product as uncharacterized. Lineage: Eukaryota; Fungi; Ascomycota; Sordariomycetes; Diaporthales; Diaporthaceae. The transcript is spliced from 5 exons. The coding region runs from base 1 to 534 and encodes 177 amino acids. The record is from RefSeq and is a predicted model, not a curated record.
AUGGACGGACUAAACGAAUUUCGAACAAUACGGGUUGCCGAGGUCCUCUCGGACUUCCAGAGCAUACAGUACUUCAUUGCGGCCGCACCCGUGGACCCUCCAAAUAUGAACGACUACUACACCGAGGGUUGGGCCGCACUCCGGCAAUGUAACCUGGACGGCCAGCGGAUUUUGAAUUGUGGCGCAGACACAAGCGUUCCCGAGGCGAACGGUGGACCCGAUGAGCAGGCAAAGGCCGAAUUAAAACAAUGUCUCCUCGAUGCGUUCGCACGCCGGCACGAGGCGCAGAAGAUAUACCUCCGCCAAGCUGCUGCGCAGCGGUGGAUCGAGUAUCGGGAGCAGGUUCUCAAAUCGCACUCUGGGAAUCAGUCCCAACUGAGGCGGUGCGACCAACAGCUCAGAGCAGAGCUCCAGGUCAUAACUGAUGAGGCCAUCUACGCGGAGUUGCAGUCGUCUGACAUUACAAUGGGCCGCUGGACGGCUGAGGAUCCCAGCCUGCGCAGUAUACAGCGGUGGGUUCGCACUCGACGAUAG